Mucor velutinosus is the source of this 354-nucleotide messenger RNA. RefSeq lists its product as uncharacterized. Gene Ontology annotation, cellular component: vacuolar proton-transporting V-type ATPase complex. The transcript is spliced from 4 exons. The record is from RefSeq and is a predicted model, not a curated record. Gene Ontology annotation, molecular function: proton-transporting ATPase activity, rotational mechanism. Gene Ontology annotation, biological process: proton transmembrane transport. Lineage: Eukaryota; Fungi; Mucoromycota; Mucoromycetes; Mucorales; Mucoraceae. The coding region runs from base 1 to 354 and encodes 117 amino acids.
AUGUCUACUUCUAACUCUCAAGGUAUCAACACUCUUUUGGACGCUGAACGUGAAGCUUCCAAGAUUGUUCAAAAGGCCAAGCAAUAUCGUGUUCAACGUUUGAAGGAUGCUCGUUCUGAAGCAGCCAAGGAAAUUGAGGAACUCAAGGCACAAAAGAAUACCGAAUAUCAAAAUUUCGUCGCACAGCACUCUGGACAAUCAGAUCAAAGCCUUGGUAAGGUCGACCAAGAGACUGAUGCCAAAAUUGAGGAGAUCCGUACUGCUGCUAACAACAAGAAACAAGAUGCUGUUGAUAAGAUGAUCAAGGCCAUCACUAAUGUUGAAACCAAGCCUCAUGAAAACUACCAUGUUUAA